UACACCAUCCUGCCCCCCUCCUUCAGCAUCGGGAUCCAUGGAUACCUGCUGGUCUAUUCGGUCACCUCGCUCAGAAGCUUCCAGGUGGUUAAGACCCUUCACAACAGGCUGUACGAAAGCAGAGGGAAAACCCGGAUGCCGGUGGUGCUGGUCGGGAACAAGGCCGAUCUCUCCAUGGAGAGCCGGGAGGUGAAGACAGACGAGGGCAAGAAGCUGGCGGAUUCCUGGGGGGCCGUGUUCCUGGAGUCGUCGGCCAAAGAGAACCAGAUGACCUGGGGAAUCUUCACCAAGAUCAUAGAGGAGAUCGACCGGGUGGACAACUCCUACGGCACCGAGCGCAGCUGCCUCCUGAUGUGAGCGCUGCUGCCUCGAGCUUCCUGCGGGGCCAGGGAGAGUGGCCGCCUCCCUGCCUCUACCUAGAAGUUUCCUCGCAGCCCCGGGAGCGGGGAACCCAGGGCUAGACGCCACCAGAGCCCCCUGGCCUGGCGUUGUUACGGGUAACCCACAAACACACUGUACCUCACUGCCUGGCCCCGCGCUCGGCGGCGGGCAGGGCCUGCGUUUGCACAUUCCCAGGUUGGAAGCAGCCCGUGUGUAUCCGGCGCACUGCGUUUAUGGAAGGGGCUUCUCUUGCCGAAUGUAUUUAUGGGGUUUUUUUGGGGCGGGGGCGGGAGGGCUUUGGA
Molecule: messenger RNA, 683 nt
Organism: Terrapene triunguis (Three-toed box turtle)
Lineage: Eukaryota; Metazoa; Chordata; Testudines; Emydidae
Product: GTPase RhebL1
Exons: 5
Biological process (GO): small GTPase-mediated signal transduction
Cellular component (GO): plasma membrane
Molecular function (GO): GDP binding; GTP binding; GTPase activity
Source: RefSeq, a predicted model, not a curated record